Messenger RNA from Dimorphilus gyrociliatus, 1281 nucleotides. Lineage: Eukaryota; Metazoa; Annelida; Polychaeta; Dinophilidae. The record is from the annotation of a GenBank genome assembly.
UGCAGUUUCGCAGUACGCAAGCUUUCGAACGCUUCUUUCCGUCUUUUCUCUGCAUUUUAUUCUUUUUUAAGUAAGUUUUUCUCUAGAUAUUUUAUUAAAACUUAUUAAAAGUAAGAUAAGUUAAGUAUAUUUAAAAGAUUUCUGCAUAUUACUUAAUUGUUAACUUGAAUACUUAAUGAAAAAUUCGUAGAGAAAUACAAUCUCUCCUUUUUUUAACAGUAAAAAGUAGCCGCCAUGUCUGACGAAGAAGAAGUUGUAAGUGAAGAAGAAAUGAGUGAAGAAGAGGAAGAAAGCGCACCUAGCAGUCCAACUAGAAAAUCGGCUCCAGUAGAGGACAGCGGACCAUCCGAGGCGGAAUUGGCUAUGCAGCGUCGGCGCCAACAAUGGCGAUCAGAAUUUGAAGGUCAAGGUUUGGAUGAAUUUACCAGGGAAGUUUUGGAGCAGAGCCGUUUAGAAAGAGAGAAAGAGGAGGAGGAAAUUGAAAUCCUUCGUAGGAGAAGGGAACAACGAAAGAAGGAACGUGAAGAGGAAGAAAGGAGAAUGGCUGAGAGAAGAGCUGAGGAAGAAGCUAGACGAAAAGCUGAGGAAGAGGAGAGGAGAAGACAGAAGGAUAGCUUGGAAGCUGAACGUAGGGAGGCCCGCGAAAAGAAAAUGGCUGAGAUGCAAAAAUGGAAGAACCCACCUAAACCAAAUUUCGUUAUCACAAAGAAAGCAGGCGAAGGAGGAGGAUCUUCGGAGACGGACGGUGCUAUAACUGGACAAAAGACAAAGGAACAAAUUGAAAAUGAGAAGAGAAAUACAUUAGCCCAAAGAAUUCAAAAACUGGAAAUUUCUGGUUUUGAUUCUUCUAAAUUAUCUGAAAAAGCUAAGGAAUUGCACAAUUUGAUCUAUCGUCUAGAAAGUGAAAAAUAUGAUCUGGAAGUCAGAUUCAAACGCCAACAAUACGACAUGAUGGAAUUGGCCGAAAAAGCACGUCAAAUGACAAAGGGUGGAAAGGGCAAGAAAGUACAAGUAUCUGACGAAGCGGAUAAAAUGCAGGAGCUUUUCGCAGGAUGUCCCGCCAAAAUUGAAAUGUACAGCAAAUACGAAAGACAAAAGGAUAAGCGAAACUAUGUGUCGCGAAAAGUCGUAUUUGCAGGGCCAGUUUAUGGAUAUCCCGCCCCACGCAUAAAUCCUAAACGGGCAGUUGUUUGGGAUGACGCUGGCCUUCCGCAAUACGUUGAAAAAGAAGGAGAGGAAGAGAAUCACGCCGAACCUCAAGCUGAGGAGGCUGCCGAGUGA